Pelodiscus sinensis (Chinese soft-shelled turtle) is the source of this 944-nucleotide messenger RNA. The record is from RefSeq and is a predicted model, not a curated record. Lineage: Eukaryota; Metazoa; Chordata; Testudines; Trionychidae.
UGGUGGGGGCAGUCAGUUGGCAGGCGCCCGGCCCAGCCCGCGCCCUCGGCCAUGUGGGAGGUGCGCUCCUCCUCCUUUUGGAGGGCCGUCUUCGCCGAGUUCUUCGCCACCAUGAUCUACGUCUUCUUCGGGAUGGGGGCCUCGCUGCGCUGGGGGGCCGGGCCCCUCCACCUGCUGCAGGUGGCCCUGGCCUUCGGGCUGGCGGCGGCCACCCUGGUGCAAACGCUGGGCCACGGCAGCGGGGGCCCCUUCAACCCCAUCCAGCCCGGCGUGACCCUGGCCCAGGCCACGACCAUCGAGAUCUUCCUGACGCUGCAGUUCGUCCUCUGCAUCUUCGCUGCAUAUGAUGAUCGCCACAACGGGCGCAUGGGCUCCGUGGCGCUGGCCAUCGGCUUCUCCCUCGCCCUGGGACACCUCUUUGGGAUAUACUACACAGGAGCCAGCAUGAACCCCGCACGAUCCUUCGCCCCUGCUGUCAUCACCCGCAACUUCUCCAACCACUGGGUGUACUGGGUCGGUCCUGUCCUAGGCGCCACUCUGGGUGGACUCAUCUAUGACUUUAUCCUCUGCCCCCGCAUGCGGGGCCUGGCCGAGCGGCUGGCCAUCCUCAAAGGGGAGCCGGUGGCGGACGGCCAGGCCUCCCCGGAGCCCCCCGGGGAGCCCGUGGAGCUGAAAACGCAGGCGCUAUAAAAAGGAGUCCGGGCAGCGCCCCCAGACACGUCCCCGGGGCGGGGACAGACCCAGCGGCAAAGCCUGGCUCCCGGAUCUGGACUGUUGCUCUGAAUCGCAGCGGAGGGGAGACGGACGGACGGAAUAGGCUGUGCUCUCUCUCGGACGGGGGCCCGGGCAGGGCGGGAUCUGGUAUCUCUUUGUUUUGUUUUUAAUUUCAUGACUUUUUUUUUUUUGCUGUGAUAAAACCUUGGCAAUAAUUGUACUUGGGGUGG